AUGCACGAACGCAACGAGCGGGUUGAUGCGUUUGUUCAGGCGUUGCACACAGCUGCGGACCGUGACAAGAAGCCGCUUGUGCGUCUGACGCACUUCACGCUCCCGCCGUCCGCGGAAGACCCUGACGAACAUGACAUCGUGUCGUGGAAGGCGCAGGAGUUUGCAUACCGUCAGUUCAGUCAGGACCCUGACGAUUUGCCAACGCUAGCGCGAGGCCUGUUUACAGAGCGCAUGCGUGAUGAGGUAGGCGAGUACGAGCGCAUCUUGAUCCGCGGUUAUGACAAGUUCUUCAACCAAGGUGAGCUGCCUUGGACCAAGCCGGAAGUGAUUUCUACCUUCUCGACCGGGCCGUACGUCUUGUCCUUUAAGGAAAAUGGAUGUAUUAUAUUCCUCUCGGCUGUUACGCCGAAGCGGCUGCUUGUUACAUCGAAGCACUCGCUUGGUCUCGAGUUCGAGGAAGACAAGCCAAGUCACGCCGAGAUGGGAAGGUCGUGGGUCCAACGCCACCUGGCCAAGUGCCAGCGGACUGAAGAGGAUCUAGCCGCUGAGCUUUGGGAUCGCGACGAGACUGCCGUAUUGGAGCUCUGCGAUGACUCCUUUGAAGAGCAUGUGCUGCCGUAUCCGCCGGAGCGCACUGGCUUGCAUUUACAUGGCCUUAACAAAAACUCGAUUGACUUUAUGACCCGGCCCAUGGAGGAAGUGAAUGCAUUUGCCAAGUCAUGGGGAUUUAUUCCUGUGCGCUUCUUGACGUUUGACACGUAUGCUGAGGUCGAAGCUUUUGCCAAAGAAGUCGCUGCUACGGGAUCUUUGCAUGACGAGCCGAUCGAAGGAUUUGUGGUGCGCACGAGUAUGCCAAGCGAGAUGCCAAGUUGUCCCGAUGGCAUGGUCGCGCCGCCUUACCAUCCCUGCCAAACCUGGUUCUACAAAAUCAAGUUUGACGAACCAUAUCUUAUGUACCGCGAUUGGCGCGAGUUAACACGCACCAUGCUUCGCGACAAAAGCCAUUGGGAUGCAGCUCAGAUUGUCGCCUUGCGCUCUGCUGCGCAGAACAUGAAUGUCAAUGAUCAAGAGAGUCAGGAUCACGAGGCUGAGAAGGACGAAGAACAAGACAAAGAGACAUCACCGCAAGCGGAUGAGACUUCUCUCUUGAAUGCACCGAGUAAGAAUGCGCUGAAGCGAGCCAAGGCAAAGCUGAAGCGAGAGAUGAAGCGUAAGGAUGAUGCUAAAGCUGCUGCUGAUCGUGCUGCUGGCCUCAGUCAACCUUAUCCACCCACACCGCGGUCUAGGCGGCCAGAGACGCUCCUGUAUAUUCAAUGGUGCUACGAUCGCUUGUAUGGCAAUUCCGAUAAGAACAUCAUACCUGAGCCUGCAUUGUUUGCUCAUUUCAACGAGGGUCGCGGAAUUAUCGCGCUUCGCGAUCAUUUCCUUGCGUACAAGGCGUCAGAACAAGGCCAGAUGGCCUUGCAAUCGCUAGCGCAAUGUCGUACGCCGCAAACGCGCGAUUUGCGGCAGGAUGAUCGCCCGUAUGAAAAAACCCUCAUUGUACCUAUGGCUGUACCUGGCUGUGGUAAGACGGCCAUAUGUGUGGCGCUUCGGCAUCUAUUUGGCUGGGCCCACACACAGAGCGAUGAUGUGCAAACCAAGCGCACAGGCCCAGGCUUCUUGAAGAAUGUUGAAAAAGAGCUCCUGGCACACAACGUGGUCCUUGCAGAUCGCAACAAUCACCUUCUGAAGCAUCGAAAUGAGAUGGUCGACAUUGUGCGGCGACUCAGCGAGCCAGAGAAGGGCAAGACUGGCAGGAUCCGCCUGUGCGCAUUGGUCUGGCGUAUCAAUGGCUUGCCACACUCAGAGAUUCAGCAGGUGUGCGCGAACCGAAUCGUCGAGCGCGGUGAUCGACAUCAAUGCCUUCGGAUUGAGACACCGGGACAUUUCCAAUAUGAUACGAUCCUAACGCGGUUCAUCAAGGAAGGCGAGCCGUUCCAAGGCGCUCAGUCCGGAGAAGGAUCCUUUGGAGUGGCAGACGAUCAGUUCGAUGAAGCCGUCUGGCUUGAUAUUCACAAAUCCAUGCGCGAAACACUCGAACAGAUCCUGCAUCACUUGUGCCCAAUCAUGGAUGUGUCUAUGCCAAGCGAUCCACAAAUCUCAGAAGCGUUAGAAGUGGCAUGCACGUAUAAGCCAUCUGUGCGCAAGCCGUUGCCAAAGAUGGAAGCCGAAAGUGAUCCAUUGGCGGUUCAUCCGUCGUCGUACUUGGGCGUUUUCUUCCCGGUGAAGGUCCACAUGUUGACGAAGCAAGUUCUGGAGAAAGCAGCUACAAAUGAGCUGUCUGCGUCAGCACGCAGCAUGCUUGAGAACAUUGAAGCGCGAAACCGCGUUAUCCAUGACCCCCAUAUCACACUAAUUCACCGGCAGGACGUCGAGUCUGGCAAAACCGACCAAGACACAUGGGAUAAUCUCUUCAAGUUUGCGACGAAACACAAGGGGCUGCAUCCUUCAGUGGAUGUGAAACUGAGUGCUUUAUUGUGGAACGAGCGUGUAAUGGCAUUCGAAGUGGGAGCGAUGUACUGUGGUGAAUGGGGCUCAGACAAGCCGCUUGGCUUCCGCGAAAAACACCACGUCACUGUCGGCACAGCUGCUAAAGGUAUCAACCCUUUCGAGGCAAACGAACUUUGGAAUGAGCACGCCCAUGCGCAACGAAUCGAUAUUGAUAUGGUGCCCAUUGAAGGAUUCUUGACUUUUAAAAGCAACCCAAGAUAA
Malassezia globosa CBS 7966 is the source of this 2754-nucleotide messenger RNA. RefSeq lists its product as uncharacterized. Lineage: Eukaryota; Fungi; Basidiomycota; Malasseziomycetes; Malasseziales; Malasseziaceae. Gene Ontology annotation, molecular function: ATP binding; RNA ligase (ATP) activity. Gene Ontology annotation, cellular component: nucleus. The transcript has a single exon. The coding region runs from base 1 to 2754 and encodes 917 amino acids. Gene Ontology annotation, biological process: tRNA splicing, via endonucleolytic cleavage and ligation. The record is from RefSeq and is a predicted model, not a curated record.